AUGUCCCGAAAUAAUACUCCGACGACCGCCUCCGCCACCGCCAUCGCUGAUAAUUACACCAUCAGCAUUGGCAGAACCCACUGUAGCCUCCUAAGCUCCUCCAUCGGCGCCUCCUUCUCCAUCUUCGUCGUCAACAUCGUCGUGAUCCUUAUCAGCUGUAAGGUCGUCCAUGUCUUCCUCCGCCGCCUCAGCCAGCAUCAAAUGAUCUCCGAUUUCAUUAUCGGACUGAUCGUCGGAAAUGUGAUAAUAGUAAGAUCCAGCAUGGAAGAACACGUAGUCCAUUCCAUCGCCCACAUCAGCUCAAUCGCCUUCGCCUUGUACCUCUUCGUCGUCGCCCUCGAAAUGGAUCCCAAAACAAUCCUGCGCUGCUCCAGCCCUCACACCAGAAUCGCCCUCAUCGGCAUCAUCUCCACCAUCGGCGCAACCCUCUUCUCCUACACUCUCAUCAACCGCACCGCUCCCUCCCUCCCGAUUAAACCUUCUCACCCCAUCAUCUCCGCCAUCUCCAUCUCCCUUGCCGCCACCUCAUCCCCCAUCCUCACCCGCCUCGUCACCGAACUCAAAAUCCACAAAUCCGAAAUCGGCCGCCUCACCGUCCGCACCGCCCUCGCCAACGAUCUGCUCUGCACUUCCCUCAUGUGCCUCGGCGUCGCCCUCUACACCUUCCACAGCCCUUACAGCCGAAUCAGCUCAGCCGCCAUCAACGCCACUCUUCGCAUCCUCGUCAUCGCGGUACAAGCAUGGCUUAUUCUAAAGCUGAUUAAUCCUGUUAUACGCAAGAUAAAUGAUCGGAAUCCGGAAGGAAAGCCGAUUCACGGGCUUGAUAUGGCGGCGGUCUGCGGAGUCUCUGCUCUCCUCUGCUAUUGCCCGACGUUCAUUGGCUUCGAUCCGAGCUUCAAUGCAUUUGUCGUUGGGCUCUGCCUUCCCCGAGAUGGAAGGAUGUCGAAUUUCUUGAUUGGUAGGAUCAAUUUUAUGCUGAGUACAAUCAUGCUUCCGCUUUACCUGGUUCUGGUUGGAAUUUCCUGUGAUUUUGGAUCUUUGAUUAGGGCGGAGGAAAGGAGUAAUGUUUAUAAGAUGAUGAUUGUGGGGUUGAUUGGAGCGGUGGGGAAGAUAACGGGGACGGUGGUGUAUAGUAUACGCCACGGGAUGAAGUGGCAAGAGGCGGUGGCGCUCGCUUUGCUGCUUAAUAUUAAAGGCUACUUCCACAUCUUCUGCGCCCACAACGCCGCCAUUGCAGGCGUAAUCGACAACAACAUGAUGAUGGUGAUGAUACUCAUCGCAAUCGGAACGGUGAUCCCGACGCCAUUAGUCGUGGCCUUCAUUGUACGGCGCGCGAGGGCGAGGGAGAGAGGAAAGCCAAUGGGGCUCCAAUGGUCUAAACCGGGAGGAGAGAUCAGGAUUCUGGUGGGUUUACAUGGACCGGAGGAUGUUCCGAUGGCCGUCAAUAUGAUCGAAGCGAUGAGGGGACUGGGAGAUGUCGGCGGCGGGUUGGCGGCGUUCGUGGUGGAUAUGGUGGAGAUGACGGAUAAGGCAGCGGCGACGUUGGUGCAUGGGGAGGGGAUGGAGGCAGUGACGGUGAAGGAUGAGGGGAUUGUGGAGAUGAGAGAGCAGAUUGGGUCGGCUUUGGAGGCUUAUGUGGGGGAGAGCGGGGAAGGGUUAACGGUGCGGAGGAUGCUUGCGGUUUCUUCUUUUGAUAAUAUGCACGAGGAUAUUUGCAGCGCCGCGCAGGACUGCUUGGCUGUACUGAUCAUCCUCCCCUUCCACCGCCGCCAACUCCUCGACGGCACAAUGGAGGCCGGCCACCACGGCCACCGUCUGCUCAACCAAAAAGUACUCCAAUUCUCCCCCUGCUCCGUCGCCAUACUCGUCAACCGCGGCAUCCACCGCUCCAUCUCCUCCUCCCUCUCCACCGCCGUCCAAAACACCUGCGCCGUCUUCAUCGGCGGCGCCGACGACCGCGAAGCCCUCGCCUUCGCCUCCCUCAUCUCCCAUCACCCCGCAGUCAAACUAACCGUUCUCCGCUUCCUCACCGAAGCCAGAAACAAACCAUCCGGCCCCGGAAGACGAGUCCUCGCCGCCGCCGGAAAGCAAGAGAUCGAGCAUAAAACUGACGACGAGUUCUUUAUGGGGUUUUAUGAAAGGUACGUGGCGGGAGAAAAGGGCGUCGGGUAUAUAGAGAAGAAUGUGGAGAGCGGAGUCGAGACGGUGGCGACAUUACGGGCUUUGGAAGGUCGGUAUCAGUUGUUUAUUGUGGGGAGAGGGAAGGAUAGGGUUUCGGUGCUCACGGCGGGGAUGAGUGAGUGGGCGGAGUGCCCGGAGCUCGGCCCCAUUGGCGAUAUCUUGGCCGCUUCGGAUUUCUCUGUUUCUGCAUCUGUUAUGGUUGUACAGCAGGGCGAUGUUGCGCGGGGCUUUAAGGUUAUUGACGAUGAAUAUUUGGCUCCGUACUGUUCAUUAUGGAGCUCGGUACUAUUCAGUUUUGAGUUCGGUACUGCUCGGUACUGGAUAACGUGUCUGCACUUGAUUCGUUUCUGGAUGGUAACGGCGGGGAUGAGUGAGUGGGCGGAGUGCCCGGAGCUCGGCCCCAUUGGCGAUAUCUUGGCCGCUUCGGAUUUCUCUGUUUCUGCAUCUGUUAUGGUUGUACAGCAGGGCGAUGUUGCGCGGGGCUUUAAGGUUAUUGACGAUGAGUUUCUUCCCUUAUGA
Messenger RNA from Dendrobium catenatum, 2700 nucleotides. Its product is annotated as cation/H(+) antiporter 28-like. Bases 1 to 2700 code for a protein of 899 amino acids. NCBI's taxonomy places the organism in Eukaryota, Viridiplantae, Streptophyta, Magnoliopsida, Asparagales, Orchidaceae. The transcript is spliced from 5 exons. Gene Ontology annotation, biological process: proton transmembrane transport; regulation of pH. Gene Ontology annotation, cellular component: endomembrane system; membrane. The record is from RefSeq and is a predicted model, not a curated record. Gene Ontology annotation, molecular function: antiporter activity.